This is a messenger RNA of Solanum dulcamara, 1049 nucleotides long. RefSeq names its product probable E3 ubiquitin-protein ligase XERICO. The transcript has 5 exons. The coding region runs from base 290 to 748 and encodes 152 amino acids. The record is from RefSeq and is a predicted model, not a curated record. NCBI's taxonomy places the organism in Eukaryota, Viridiplantae, Streptophyta, Magnoliopsida, Solanales, Solanaceae.
AGGUCAUAGGACAUAGUCAAUCUUUACCUUUGUUGUCCUAUGAUAUGAAUUUCCACCUCAAUCAUCAAUAACAAUCUUGAACUUGUUCUUUGCUAAAACAAACUUCCACCUCUAAGUAAGAAACAAAAGCCUCCUCUUCUUUUAUUUAUGGAAUCUAGAUAAAAAAUAUCAUGCAUCUAUUGGUUUGGUCAUUGGUGUAAACACCCAGUGUGGAUCCAGUGUGUUGAGUUCUUCCAAAAGUUUGUCUUGAAGAAAAACUCCUCAAUUCUAUACUAGGUUCCUAUUCACAAUGGGACUCUCACCAUAUACAACUCCAGCAGAUGCAGGAGUGUUCUGUGUGAUUCUGGUUAAUACAGCCAUAUCCAUAUCUAUUGUCAAGGGAAUGGUUCGAUCUAUUCUUCAUGUGAUUGGCAUCAACUUUGCAUCCUGGGAAGAAUAUUCUAUUGAAGGCCCCUUGGACCCAUUUGAGUGUCGUGGGAGUCCCUCGGGGUCAUACAUGGAGGAGUUCCGAAGCAGAACCCCUGCUGUUCGUUACGAUUCAUUGUGUAUAUCUAAUAACCCUACACAAGAAUGCCCGGUAUGCCUGGCAGAUUUCAACCAUGACGCGGAGAUAAAUCACCUCUCAUGUGGCCAUGUUUUUCAUAAGCUCUGUCUCGAGAAAUGGCUAAAGAAUUGGAAUGUCACCUGCCCCCUCUGCAGGGAUUACAUUAUGCCUCAAGAAGGGGAGGAAGAUACUUGUCCAAUGUGAAUUUAGUAGUUUGUCAGGCUACUCCUUCUGUUCGAGAUGUUCUGAUGUACAUGUUAGUUGGGUAAAGGUUUUAUAGAUGACUGCCUGAUCGUUGACACGGCAUAACUCUGUAACUUUUUAUACUGUAAUACUCUGCGUCCUAUCAUAGUGACGGGUCUCUUUGUUGCGACCGAGAAUUCAUACAUUGUUGUACAUAUGAAAUCGCCAUUUCCCAAUGUUUUCCAUCAUCUGGCUUAGCUAGCAACCCAAUAAGUGAUUAUUUUAUUGCUUGAUUGAUAUGGUGAAAUGUCACAUAUUCCUA